This is a messenger RNA of Drosophila busckii, 2836 nucleotides long. RefSeq names its product brain acid soluble protein 1 homolog. The record is from RefSeq and is a predicted model, not a curated record. The coding region runs from base 380 to 1741 and encodes 453 amino acids. The transcript is spliced from 4 exons. NCBI's taxonomy places the organism in Eukaryota, Metazoa, Arthropoda, Insecta, Diptera, Drosophilidae.
AAGAAGAAAACAAGUCGGUUGUUGAGUUACGUUGCGGAAAACGUCGAAAAAGUGUUAAAUAAAUUGUUUUAAUUAACAAAAUAUAUUGAAAACGUUAAUUAAACAUACACCGGUGCUAAAGCCGAUAAGCUAAAAAGUUAUUUUAAUCCGAAACUGGGAUUUAAGUGUAUUUAAGAUUUUUGCGCGUUCGUUCAGCGUGGCGUGUGUAUGUACAUGUGUGUGCGUAAUAUACCUGCUAGUUGAUUGGAAUUGUGUGCAAAGGGAGAGGAAGUGGACUCGCUAUAUUGAAGCGAAGCGUUGUAACAUUAACUGAAAGCAUUGCAGAAUACACAAUUGUAUUUUGUAAAUAAUAUUGAAUAUCAGAGCCAACUAAACGAAUAUGUCGGACGAAACAAGUUUGCAGAAGCCAGAAGCCGUGCCUGAGGUCAACAACGAGGAACCGGCAGUGGAUGAGAAAAAGACACCCAAACGCACGCCGAAACGCCUCUCAUUCGUUGAACGAGCACAACGGGAGAGCGAAGAGCUUGUGAGGAAUAUGGGUGGCAGCUUGGAUGUGGCUGGUGGCCGCCGUACGCGAUCCAGUGCCCGUGGCACGCCCACGCGUGCAGCGGAGACCGUUACGCCGCCACCAAGUAAAAAGGCGCGCACAUCGCCGGGCUCUGCCAAGAGCGGUGGACGCGGUCGUGGUGCACGUAAAUUAGAUGUUGGUGCCGAUGAUGAGGUCGAGCAAGAGCCUGUUAAGCCAAAAUCUGCCGAGAAACAGGAGAAGGCAGCUACCACUCCCGCAAAGGCAGCAGCCGCAUCAAAGAAGAAGGAUAAAAAGGUGGAGAAGCCAGCAGAAGCUGAGAGUGAGAGCAAGGAAGCUGAAGAGACCACAGCAGCAUCCACUAAAUCAAAAGAAACAGUUGCCAAGCCCACAGAGAGUGGGGAUCAGCCAGAUGCAGCGGAAAAGUUGAAUGCAGUGGAGGAAGAAGAAGAAAAGCAUAACAAUGUGGACCACGCUGAGACUAGCACAAAUGACUCCGAAGAAAAGUCAGAAGUAUCUGAAGAAACAGCUAAAGUUGAGGACCCACCCAAAAGUGAAGCCACCUCCCCCAUGGAUGUGGAUGAAGAGGAAAAGAAAGAACCUGAGCCUGUUACCACAGCGAGCAGCACACCUACACCUGUUGCUGAUGCGGCUCCUGCUCCAGAACCAGUUGAAGAAACGAAACCAGCACCACCAACACCAGAAAAAGAGCCAGCUGUCGAGGAGCCCAAAUCAGUUGCUGAAGGAGUUAAGGAGCGUACACCCGAACCAAUGGAAGUCGAUGGUAGUGCCAAGAAUAAUGCCGAACCUGCGGUCACAGAGCCUGUUGCGGAGGCAGCACCAGCAGCCAAAGUGGAAGAGGUAGCAAGUGCAGUGCCGAGCACAGAAUCCAACGAUGUCUCCGUGAAGGAGGUGAAGGUAGAUGCUCCCUCAGUGCCCGAGAAGGAGGCUACCGACAGUGAGGUCAAGAGCACGCCAGUAGUGAACAACACGGCUGCUGCUGAUGAGACAAUCAAAAUCACCAACGAUGUGAGCAAACCAGUAGCAGCUGAUAAAGCUGAACCUGUUGCGGUAGAAGCGCCUGUAACGCCGGUCAAGGAGUCACAGGUGAACAGCGAAAACAAAUCAGAGCCAAAUGACAAUGGUGAGCCAAAAAUUGUCAGCCGUGCUGCAGAGGAUGGCGAGAAUCAUGCAACGCCGCAAGCAUGCAACUAAGCAGCAGCAAUAUUAAUUAAUACCGAUGAUGAAAUCCAAUAACUAUAGUACGUGCCGUAAGUGUACAAAAUGCAACGUCGAGUCAACCCGACAAGAUGCCCCAGAACUUCGUGAAAAAUAUUUCAAAAAUCCUUAACUGAGCAACCCAAUCCAAUGCAGUCUCAAUUCUCAAUGAUAGCUUCGAUGCACUUCGUCCAGCGUCAUUUGGGGCUAACAUCUGUCUGCGAUGCAGGUUGUGUAAACUUUGUUAAGUGUGAGCAAUAAUGUAACGAAACACACACACACCACAAAGCUAAUAUCUAGUUCUAACCCGCCAAUACACACACACACACACACACACACACAAACACACUCACAUGCAACACAACACAAUUACACUCACACACACACACACACAUUGACAGAAACAGACCUUGUUACAAGCAUCUUACUAUAAUAAUAUGUAUGUGUACAUUUAACUAAAUUGGAAAAACAAAGAGAAAACUAAAACAAGUACAUGAUAAAGAUAUGUAUGUAAAAUAGAUGUUUUUAAAUUUUAAGACAUAAUCUUUAAUACCAGUCUAAUACAUAUUAAAAAUUCAAUGGACUACGCUAAAAUCCAAGAAAAGAUUUUUAACAAACAAUUAAGUAAAACAAAUAAAAAUAAAACAAGAGCCUGGAAUUUAUCAAUGCCAUUCGUGUAACAUGGCUACUUACAAUAUUACAUAUACAUAUAUAUAUUUUAUAACUAUACAUAAUUUUCUUUUGAGUUGACAUUCACUUUGUUUGUGUUUGCGAAAACUGCUCACCGGAAGCAUUUAGUUUAUAACAAAAUUUACCAUAUAUAAAUUUGUAAACUGAUUAACUGAUAUAUCAAAGAAGGCGACAUUUGUAUAAGCGUAAAAAUCUUUUCCACUUAACUAAAUUACGAAUAGUGCGAAUAAUAAUCAUUUUCAAUGAAUAAUUUUUAUUAAAAUUUUAUAGCGUAAAGUACUUGAAAACACUUUCAUUUUUAUUUGUUCUGUUUUUGGUUUCCAUUAAUCUUAACUGACAUAAUCAGUUGGAGCAGUUUUUAUAUGUAGCUGGAUAGUUGUAUAAGAACAAUUUUCAUUUAAA